This is a messenger RNA of Elaeis guineensis (African oil palm), 2324 nucleotides long. RefSeq names its product U-box domain-containing protein 30. Gene Ontology annotation, biological process: protein ubiquitination. The record is from RefSeq and is a predicted model, not a curated record. Gene Ontology annotation, molecular function: ubiquitin protein ligase activity. NCBI's taxonomy places the organism in Eukaryota, Viridiplantae, Streptophyta, Magnoliopsida, Arecales, Arecaceae.
UCUCUCUCUACACACUCUAUUCAUUGUUUUGCAGUAUAUGCUUUCUUCUCCCUCUUCUACGCUUUUUCCAGCCAGCUCUACCCUUACAAGGUGGAGAGAACUGGAUCUCAGUCUUUCUCUGGGACUCCUCCAUAUCUCCAAGAUUUCUCCUGGCCUCUUUUGGACUCCCUUCUGGUGGUCUUUGGAGCUCCGACUCUCCUUUUCUUUGGAGCUCCUGUGAGGCCGAGGUGGUGGCUUUCUGGAGGACCGCUUUGGAUUAUAAGUCCAUGAUGCCGGUGAUGAUGAUGGCCUCCCUCCUUUUGACUGGGGCAACCUCUUCCACUACACCUCCAGCACCAAAAGGAGAGAGAAAGGGAGUUCUCAGCUCCCAUUUCGCUGUAGCCCCCUUCCUCCUCCUCCUCCUCCUCUCUCCUUUCUCUCUUUUCCUCUCACUAGUCCCCUUCCCCUCCCAACCCCCACUUUCUCUUCUUCUUCCCCCUCCCCUGUUUCCUCUUUCCUUCCCGUAAAAAUCGAAUCUUGGGCUUCAGACAAUGCCGCAGUACCAGCAACCGCCGUCCUGGAGGCUGGAGGGCGGUGGCCAGAUCCUGGAUCUGGAGACGGCUGUGAAAGAUGGCAUCUUGGGCGGCGGUGGAGGCGGGGGCGGCCUCGGCGGCGCAGCCGGCGAGAAGGUGGACUUGAAGAAGAUGAUCGAGGAGCUGGAGCCGGUGGAGGACGUCCCCUCGGUGUUCAUCUGCCCCAUCUCCCUGGAGCCCAUGGUGGAUCCGGUGACCCUGUGCACCGGCCAGACCUACGAGCGCUCCAACAUCCUCAAAUGGCUCUCCAUGGGACACCUCACCUGCCCCACCACCAUGCAAGAGCUCUGGGACGACGCCGUCACGCCCAACCGCACCCUCCACCAGCUGAUCCACGCCUGGUUCUCCCAGCGCUACCUCCACUUCAAGAAGCGCUCCGAGGACGUCCAGGGCCGCGCCGCCGAGCUCCUCGAGACCCUGAAAAAGGUUAAAGGCCAGGCCAGAGUCCAAGCUCUGAAAGAGCUCCAGAAGAUGGUCGUCAACCACUCCUCCGUCCAGAACACCGUCGCCGACUCCGGCGGCAUCGCCCUUCUGACCUCCCUUCUUGGCCCCUUCACUUCCCAUGCCGUCGGCUCCGAGGCGAUCGGCAUCCUCGUCAACCUUUCGCUGGAUUCGGAGGCGAUGGCGAAUCUAAUGCAGCCAGCGAAGAUAUCGCUGGUCGUCGACAUGCUCAACGAGGGGACGAUCGAUACCAAAAUCAAUUGCACGAGGCUGAUCGAGAUGUUGAUGGGGGAGAAGGAUUUCCGGUCGGAGAUCGUGUCAAGUUUGAGUCUUUUGGCGGGGUUGAUGAGGCUGGCGAAGGAUAGGAGGCACCCCAACGGCACUUUGGCCGGUCUCAGUUUGCUCAAGACCAUUUGCUCCCACGAACGAGUCAGAGGCCUCAUUGUCAGCGUUGGCGCCGUCUCGCAGCUCGUGGAGCUCUUGCCGAAUUUGAGUCACGAGUACUUGGAAUUGGCUCUCCGGAUCUUGGAUGAUCUUUCGACGAUCCCCGAAGGGCGGGUGGCUUUGAAGGAUUGCCCUCAGACCAUUCCCAAUGCCGUGAGGCUGUUAAUGAGGGUGUCCGAGUCCUGCACGCGGUACGCAUUGUCCAUCUUAUGGGCGGUCUGUAAGCUCGCUCCCGAUGAAUGCGCUUCGCUUGCGGUCGAGGCGGGCUUGGCUGCCAAGUUGUUGCUUGUUAUACAGAGUGGCUGCAGCCCGGAGCUAAAGCAACGGUCGGCCGAGCUUUUGAAGCUGUGCAGUCUCAAUUACACAGCUACCCUGUUCAUCUCCAAGUGCAAGCUCACGAGGACGAUCCAAUGAUGAGAGGAUGAUCGGUCACAGCUUGGUCUUCUGUCUCACUUCGAUUGGAAGCGAUCACGCGAAGGUCGAUUGGAGUGGGCUGCCAUCGCAUUGCACGGAUGGACCGCGCCCCCGAAGAUGGGACCGACCAUGGCAACCGAGGAUUUGAUUUGGAGGUAUAUAAGCUCUGCUGUCUCAUGUAAACUAAUAUACUUGUAAUUCUCUGUUGUAUUGAUUCUUCAUACAUGAAGAAGCAUCGAAACGUAGAUGAUUGGUGGCGAGCCGGUUUGUGGAUUUGGAUCCACCUGCCUGGAAGCAAGAGUUUUCCUCCUCAAUAACAUGGUGAGGUUGCAAUAUCUAAUACCCAUUUUUGUUUCAGUCCUUACCCUGUGAUUAAGUUUAGAAUGCGGAUCUGCCGGAGCUUGUAAAUCUUUUGAUGGCAUUGAUAUAGUUGCAAAUUCUAUACCAUAUUAA